Messenger RNA from Ascoidea rubescens DSM 1968, 2599 nucleotides. RefSeq names its product ABC transporter ATP-binding protein. Gene Ontology annotation, biological process: transmembrane transport. The annotation marks the transcript as partial. The record is from RefSeq and is a predicted model, not a curated record. Gene Ontology annotation, molecular function: ATP binding; ABC-type oligopeptide transporter activity; ATP hydrolysis activity. The transcript has 2 exons. Lineage: Eukaryota; Fungi; Ascomycota; Saccharomycetes; Ascoideales; Ascoideaceae. Gene Ontology annotation, cellular component: membrane.
AUCAACCCUCUAAUCUGUAGAUGCUUUUUGAGACUAUUGUUGCUGCUUUUGAUGCCCUUGUUGUUCCAUUUCUUCUAUUCAUAUCUCCAACAUCUCCAAUUACUAUCGCAACUAUUCACCUCCCUUUUGUCACAUCCCACUCUGAUUAACUAAUCUGUUUUAUUUUUCCUUCCAACUCAAUAUCUUAAUUAAGCAUCUAGACCUAGUAUCGAGAUUUGGUACCUACUUUUGGUAUCCAAAAUUUACUAUCUUGAUCGAAUUUUAUCACUGUCUAUAUUCCAAGCAUCUUAUUCUAUAAUAUACAACAACUUACCUUAGUACUUCAUACAUAAUACAUCUUAUUAUGGUUUUACUAAUAAAUCCAUCACUAUUUAUAAAGAAUAACCUAAUUUCUUCUUUAUCAAAAAAAUCUUUUCCAAAAAAUUUAAAUUUCAUUUCAACUUCAAAAAGAUCUAUAUCAAUCAGUAAUAAUUAUAAUUAUAAUCAUACCUAUAAUUAUAAUUAUAACUAUAAAUAUAAUAGCAAUCUUCUAUUUCAUAACUCACCUUCAAUCUCUUUUAAUCCACUUUGUAAUAAAACUGACCUUAAAAAGCAAAACAUUUUCGGCUACUUUAUAUCAAAAAGAUUUAAAUCUAAUACUCCGCCAAAUAACCAUACUAUCAAAGAUAACCAAAACAAUCAAAACAAUCAAAACAAUCAAAACAAUCAAAAUGAUCAAAAUGAUCAAAAUAAUACUAUAAAAAAAAGUGAUGAAAUUUUGCCUCCAUCAAGAAUUUUUAAUCCCUCUGAGUUAAUCCUAUCUUCAGCAGAAAACACCACAAAAAACUACAACGACUUUAAAUCAAUGGCCAAACUAUUCUCCCUCGCAAAACCUGAAAUAAAUCUUCUUCUUCUAGUCUUAUUCUGUUUAAUUAUUUCUUCCUCAGUAUCAAUGUCUCUACCUCUUGUCUUGGGUAUACUCUUGGACGCUGAAAAUGAUCGUUUUAAAUCUUACAACUCUAAAAAUGAUCCCAAUGACAACUCCCCACAAGUUUUCGGUUUACCCUUAAAUUAUUUUCUAUUCGGUUUAGCAGGCUUUUUCUUGAUCGGUGCAAUUGCAAAUUCUUAUCGUAUUAUCCUUUUAAAGACAAUUGGCGAAAGAGUCAUUGCAAGAUUAAGAGUAAGAAUCCUUAAAAAGUCUCUAGAACAAGAUGCUGUCUUCCUAGACUAUAACAAAGUAGGCGACUUGAUCUCAAGAUUAACCAACGAUUCUUCCAUUAUUACAAGAUCUGCCACUCAAAAUUUAUCUGAUGGUGUAAGAGCUGUAAUCUCCGGUGGUGUUGGCUUUUCAAUGAUGUGUUUAGUAUCUCCCAAGCUAGCUGCCUAUUUAUUCAUUCUAGCACCUCCCUUGGGUUUAUUUGCCUUUUUUUAUGGUAGAAAAAUUAGAAAUAUUUCAAAAAGAUUACAGCAAGAAGUCGGAACCCUAACAAAAGUAGCCGAGGAAUCUUUAUCUUCAACAAAAACAAUACAAUCCUUUAAUGGUGAAAGAACUGAAAUCCAUAAUUUUUCAAAACAAGUUAGAAACGUCUUUCAAGCAGGUUACUUAGAAGCAAAAUUCACAGGUUUCUUUUAUGGCUCAACAGGUUUUAUAGCAAACUCGGCGCUAUUAUUACUCCUAUCAAUUGGUUCUUCAAUGAUUAGAUCCGGCGAAAUUAGUGUUGGCGAUCUAUCCUCAUUUAUCAUGUACGCUGUUUAUACCGGUUCUUCAAUGUUUGGACUAUCAAAUUUUUACUCAGAAUUAAUGAAAGGUAUGGGUGCUGCAACAAGAGUAUUUGAAUUAAAUGAUAGAAAACCUUUAAUCCCUGCAACUAUUGGUAAAAAAGUAAACCACAAAUCUCUAAAGGGCGAAAUUGAAUUCAAAAAUAUUAAAUUUUCUUAUCCUACAAGACUAAACGCUUUAAUAUUUAAACAAUUAAAUUUCAAGAUAACUCCAGGUGAACAUAUUUGCAUAGUUGGCCCAUCAGGAUCUGGAAAAUCAACCAUUAUUCAUUUAUUAUUAAGAUAUUAUGAUCCAAAUUCAGGUUCCAUUUUACUAGAUAAAGAAAAUAUAGCUAACUUUAACUUGAAAAAUUAUAGAAGAAUUAUCGGGGUCGUGCAACAAGAACCAUUAUUAUUCUCAGGAACUAUUAAGGAAAAUAUCAAAUACGGAUAUACUAACGCAUCUGAUGAAGAAGUUGACAAUGCUGUUAAACUCGCAAAUUGUGAUAAAUUUUUAACUAGAUUUCCAAAUGGUCUCGAUACAAUAGUUGGGUCAAGAGGUACUCAGUUAUCAGGUGGUCAAAAACAAAGAAUUGCACUUGCAAGAGCUUUGAUAUUAAAACCAAAAAUAUUAAUAUUGGAUGAAGCAACUAGUGCAUUGGAUUCUGAAAGCGAAAAUGCUAUUUCAACUACUAUACAAGAUAGAUCAAUUAGAAAUUUAACAACUAUUUCAAUUGCUCAUAGAAUCUCGACUAUUAAAACAGCUUCAAGAAUUAUAGUUCUUAAUGAAGGAACCAUGGUAGAAACAGGAAAAUUUAAAGAAUUAAUAGCAAAUCCAGAUUCUUUUUUGAAUAAAUUGUUA